Centruroides sculpturatus (bark scorpion) is the source of this 3946-nucleotide messenger RNA. RefSeq lists its product as uncharacterized. The transcript has 19 exons. The record is from RefSeq and is a predicted model, not a curated record. Bases 54 to 3887 code for a protein of 1277 amino acids. Gene Ontology annotation, molecular function: oxidoreductase activity. Lineage: Eukaryota; Metazoa; Arthropoda; Arachnida; Scorpiones; Buthidae.
CGAUCGUUAGUCGAGUCCAAAGAGUCCCCGGCCCUGACGAGAGAAGCUCCGCCAUGACAGUCAAGGAAAAGCAAGCUAGGCUUAUGCCUCUGUUCAAACACCUGACGGCGUUAACGCGUGAAAAGUUGCCCGUCUCUCAGCGCGAUGACCGUCUAAAAGGAGUAGGCAUUCUCCCUCGAGGCACUCUCUUCUCUUGCUUCCAUUCUAGACAUCUGGCCGAAGCCACCGAACUCUACGUCACCCUCUAUGGGGCCAAGGACUUCGACGACUUCAUGCACCUGUGCGAACAAGCUCGACAGAUAGUCAACGAAGGAAUGUUCGUCUAUGCCGUCUCCGUGGCAGUAUUGCACCGAGAAGACUGCAAGGGAUUAACUGUUCCUCCCAUCCAAGAAGUGUUCCCCGAUCGUUUCAUUCCCACCGAGACCAUCAAUCGUGCUAAUAAAGAAGCCAGCAACCACCCUGACCAAGCCAGUAUUGUGGUAGAGGCGGAAGAAACCGGAAACAUUCUCGAUCCCGAGUACAAGCUGUCCUAUUUCCGAGAAGAUAUUGGCAUCAAUGCUCAUCACUGGCAUUGGCACAUUGUAUAUCCAGCUACUUGGAAUCCUGCUGUCAUGCACAAAGAGAAAGACAGAAAGGGUGAACUUUUCUUCUACAUGCAUCAACAGAUGUGCGCCAGAUACGACAGCGAGCGAUUAUCCAAUGGACUACAACGAAUGAUUCCCUUCCACAACUUUGAUGAGCCUCUGGAAGGGUAUGCUUCCCAUCUGACAUCUCUGGUUAGCGGUCUGCAGUAUGCUUCUCGUCCUGAGGGAUACAGCAUCCAUGACUUGAGCGAUGUUGACGUUCAAGAUAUGGUUCGUUGGAGAGAACGAAUCUUGGAUGCUAUCAACAUGCAUUACAUCAUAGACAAAGAUAACAAUAAAAUCCUGUUGGAUGUGGAAAACGGCACUGAUAUCUUGGGCGAUAUCAUCGAGUCUAGUGACGAAUCCAAAAACGUAGAAUAUUAUGGCAGCUUGCAUAAUUGGGGACACGUGAUGAUGGCCAAUAUUACCGAUCCUGAUCAUAGAUUCCAGGAAAAUCCAGGUGUAAUGAGCGACACUUCCACUUCUCUACGAGAUCCCAUUUUUUACAGAUGGCACAGAUUUAUUGACAACAUCUUUCAAGAAUACAAAUGCUCUCUACUACCCUACACCCAUGAUGAGUUAUCCUACCCCGGAGUGCAAAUCGUUAGCGUUAGCGUAAACUCCAAGACCGCCAAUGUUAUCACCACUCUAACCAAGGAGGACGAGCUGGAAUUGUCGCACGGUAUCAAUUUUGGAACCGAUCAGUCUGUCAAGGUUAAAUAUCAUCAUUUAGACCACGAACCAUUCAGUUACAACAUAGUAGUAGAAAAUACAUCCGAUGCUGAGAAACAUGCAACUGUUCGUAUUUUCCUCGCUCCAAAAUAUGACGAAUUGAAUAACAAACUAGAACCAGACGAACAGAGACGUCUGUUCAUCGAAUUGGACAAAUUCUACUCCAACCUUGCACCCGGAAAGUCCACUAUCACUCGCGACCAUCGAAACUCAAGCGUGACCAUCUCCAAGGUGAAGACCUUCAAAGAACUAGAUGGUGGAGUAGGAGUAGAAGAAGAUUCUACCGAAUACUGCAGUUGCGGAUGGCCAGAGCACAUGCUUAUCCCACGAGGUAGCCACAAGGGAAUGGAAUUUGAAUUGUUUGUCAUGUUGACUGAUCACGAUGAAGAUACGGUGGCUGGACUGAACGAAAAUGCCGUCUGCUCCGACGCCGUCAGCUAUUGUGGAGCAAGAGACGAUAGAUAUCCCGACAAGAAGGCUAUGGGCUUCCCAUUCGAUAGGAAGAUUCUGGCCCGCACCGCUGCAGAAUUCUUGACUUCCAAUAUGGCUUUGAUCGACAUCAAGAUCAAAUACCAGGACUCUCUUAUUCUGAUAUUCAUCUUACAAAUGAACAGUGUAAAGUGUGCGCUCAGGUCCAGACAACUCUCCAGAAUGACCGUCGGCGAGAAGCAGAACCGAAUUAUUCCGCUUUUCGAGCAUCUCACUUCUUUGACAAGAAAGAAGUUGAGUAUAGACGAAAGGGACCCGCGCCUCAAACCCGUAGGAAAGUUGGAAAGAGGAAAGCUGUUCUCCUGUUUCCAUGCCGAACACUUGGCCGAAGCCCAGUACUUAUACGAGACUCUAUAUGCCGCCAAGGACUUCAAUGAUUUCAUCCACUUGUGUGAACAAGCCAGAGAUGUCGUCAAUGAGGGUCUCUUCGUGUUUGCCGCAUCUGUUGCCAUUCUUCAUCGUGACGACUGUCGCGGAGUCACUGUUCCUCCCAUCCAGGAAAUCUUCCCCGACCGCUUCAUCCCUGCCGAGACCAUUAAUCUAGCUCUUAAAGCCGAUCUGAACAGACCCGGAGCAGAUACAAUUCAAAUUGACAUCAAGGAGACUGGCAACAUCUUAGAUCCCGAAUAUAAUCUUGCAUACUUCCGUGAAGAUGUUGAGGUCAAUGCUCACCAUUGGCAUUGGCAUUGCGUCUACCCUGCUACUUGGAGAGCGGACCUCAUGGGCAAAUACAAGGACCGAAAGGGAGAACUUUUCUUCUACAUGCAUCAGCAGAUGUGUGCUAGGUACGAUUGCGAUCGUUUAUCAGUAGGUCUGCGAAGAAUGACACCUUUCCACAACUUCGAAGAAGAGCUAGAAGGCUACUCACCCCAUUUGACUUCCCUUAUCAGUGGUUUGAAUUAUGCCAGUCGUCCUUCAGGACUAGCUAUGAGAGAUCUCAAAGAAGUAGCUGUGCAAGAUAUGGAACGUUGGAGAGACAGGAUUCUCGACUCUAUUCAUUUGGGAACCAUUAUAGACGAUGAAGGUAAUGAAAUCCCUCUGGAUGCUCAACACGGAAUCGAUAUUUUAGGAGACUUAAUGGAAUCCAGCGAAGAAUCUAAGAAUCGUGAUUACUACGGAAGUUUACACAACUGGGGACACGUCAUGAUGGCUCGGCUCCACGAUCCCGACGGCAGAUUCAAGGAGAAUCCGGGCGUAAUGAGCGACACUUCCACCUCUCUGCGGGAUCCUAUUUUCUACAGGUGGCAUAGAUUCAUCGACAAUAUUUUCCAGGAAUACAAAGAGACUUUGCCUUCAUACACCAAAGACGAGUUGAGCUUCCCAGACGUGGAAGUUGUCAAUGCCACAGUUAACUCCAAGGUUCCGAACGUCGUCAACACAUUUAUUAAAGAGGACUUGUUGGAGUUAUCUUACGGAAUAAAUUUAAAAGGAUCUGUCAAGGUACGACAUCAACAUUUGGAUCACGAUCCCUUCUCUUACACUAUCAACGUUGAGAAUAAGUCAGGAAACAUUAAACAUGCCACUGUCCGCAUCUUCUUGGGCCCUAAACACGAUGAACUGGGUAACCGCCUGACUCUGAACACACAGCGCCGAUUUUUCAUCGAGUUGGAUAAGUUCCACAGCGAAUUACAACCCGGAAAAAAUACCAUCAUGCGAAAGUCAACUGAAUCCAGCGUCACUAUUUCCCACGUUCCCACAGUAGAAGAACUAAAGAAGGGAGAAGGCAUAUCCGAAGACAGUACUGAGUUCUGCAGUUGUGGAUGGCCUCAACAUAUGUUAAUUCCUCGAGGAAACCACAAGGGCAUGGACUUCCAAUUGAUUGUAAUCCUAACUGACUACGAACUUGAUAACGUGGGAGGCUUGAACAAUCAUGCAAUCUGUUCAGAUGCAGUCAGCUAUUGCGGUGCUAAAGACGACAAAUACCCCGACAAGAAACCCAUGGGCUUCCCCUUCGACCGUACUAUCAAAUCUCGCACCAUCGCCGAUUUCAUCACUCAUAACAUGACCUACACCGAUGUGGUCAUUCAAUUCAAAGAACACUAAAUUUCUCUUUCCCGCACUAUAAAUGUAAUAAAGAUUUAAUAAAGUUUUCCGAAUUCUAA